UCAGGCACAGAGUUCUGCCGCAUAAUAUCCGGAAACCAAUCCUCCAUACAAACAACAACAACAUCGAAAUAGAAAUCCGAUUAUUAUCUGUGACCUUACAUGAAAAAUGGUUGACUCAUGUGCUGUGUCAGAAGCUGAAAAGAUGUACGAGGAAAUGUUUGCAUACAGGUACACAAGUGAGGAUCCAGACUAUCAAGAAACUAUUUCCCAACCCAUACCACCUUGUCCCUGCGUGACAGGCUAUUACAUACGCUCCAGACAGAAUAACUAUGACAACAGAAACCAGUUUGGCAGAGGUCGUGGGAACUGGAGGGGUCGAGGGAAUGGUCACCAUAGCAACUACAAUCAAGGUCAACGAUGGCGGGACGAAGGUCAGGCUUAUCGAUGUGAUAAUGAGGAGCGGGGUCAUUGGGGUCAAAACAGAGGUCGCAGGGAUGAUGGUCAAGGUCAUAGACAUUACAAUGAAGGUCACAGAGGUCGAAGUGAUAGUCCAGGAUAUGAACGUCAGGAAAGACAUUAUCAGGGACACCGACAUAAUCCCUAUUGAUCAGACUCUUUUUUUUAUUGUGCAUUAAUUUUCAACAUGCUAUGAUAUGAAAUAUUUGAUGCUUUCAUCUGUAAUGUGAAAUGUAAUCAUUUGUUCAUUUCAAUUUAAAUUUCUUUCAAGUUAUAGUUUUACGCGAUAGCCCAGGCUGGGGUGUAGCUAUGCCUACUGUAUAUGCCUACUGUAUAUGGCAAAAGACCCAUUUUUGCAUGAAGCAGGUCUUUUAAUGAAUGACUACACUUAGCAAAAGUUAUAAUGCACCAAGAAUUUAACAGUCCUGUUUUUUUAUGUCCCCCACCACUAUAGUGGGGAACAUAUUGUUUUUGCCCUGUCUGUUGGUUCGUGUGUUUGUUUGUUUGCCCCAACUUUAACAUUUGCAAUAACUUGUGCAAUAUUGAGGAUAGCAACUUGAUAUUUGGCAUGCAUGAGUAUCUCAUGGAGCUGCACAUUUUGAGUGGUGAAUGGUCAAGGUCAUCCUUCACGGUCAAAGGUCAAAUAUAUAGCUUCAAAGCGACGCAGAAGGGGACAUAGUGUUUCUGACAAACACAUAUCUUGUUUUAAUAUGAAAAUAAUGUUCUAUAGAUAGAAGUGUCGUGAUUGGAAAAGUUCUCGACUUCACAAUCAUUUACCUUUUAUGAUCAUUUAUAAACCAUUGAUUUUUUGGUGUUUAAGGGAGUUAAAAAAAUAAUAAAAUUGCUGUAAGUUAACUUAAUACAUGUAUGCUAAAACCAUGUUUAUAUUAUAGUAUGGAAAUGCAACAAUAUAUUCAAAAUAAAAUAGUAAUAUGA
Dreissena polymorpha is the source of this 1332-nucleotide messenger RNA. RefSeq names its product RNA guanine-N7 methyltransferase activating subunit-like. Gene Ontology annotation, biological process: RNA 5'-cap (guanine-N7)-methylation. Lineage: Eukaryota; Metazoa; Mollusca; Bivalvia; Myida; Dreissenidae. The record is from RefSeq and is a predicted model, not a curated record. Bases 107 to 547 code for a protein of 146 amino acids. The transcript is spliced from 4 exons. Gene Ontology annotation, molecular function: RNA binding.